Messenger RNA from Chelonia mydas (Green sea turtle), 2381 nucleotides. RefSeq lists its product as uncharacterized. The coding region runs from base 394 to 741 and encodes 115 amino acids. The transcript has 6 exons. The record is from RefSeq and is a predicted model, not a curated record. NCBI's taxonomy places the organism in Eukaryota, Metazoa, Chordata, Testudines, Cheloniidae.
UUUGUAGAGCAGCUAUGAGAAAUUCCCACUGAAACCUGGAUAUACUGAUGACUACUGCUGCUUUGUAAUUCAGAAAAACAAAUAUUGGCAGCUAAUAUGGAUGAUCUUUCAUCUGCACUCAUGGAAAUUUAAACACAAAGCAUCUCAGGAAGUGACAGCAGUCAUUCUUCCCUUCUGUCUUCCUGUCCACACCCACACUUGUCAAAAAGAGAUGAUCUGCAGUGGAGAUUUGGUAUGCUGAAUUUGGGUGCACAUGAAGAUGGUGUCAUAAAGUGAUUCCACCUGCCCACUAGGUUUUUGAUUUACAAAAGUCCUGGUAGAAAAUACAACUAAAACAGGAGUCAAAAAGAAGAAACUACCUGCUUUCCAGAGCUGCUGAGAUUCUUUGAAAGGAUGGGGAACUGCCUACCAAAAAUGAGCCUAGAAUCAUGUGCCGACCUCAGGAGGAGGAGACGCCCACACCAGCAUGCACAGGCCCAGGGAAGUGCCCCAGCUGCCACUAAGUCUCAUCUAGGAACCCCCAUCGCAGACCAAGACCCUGCUAUGGACAAUCUUGAAGAAAGAGACUUGACUCAUCCUAAUGAGAUAUGCUACGCCACCAUCAAUCAUGGCCUUACGGAACCCCCCCCCAUGAUAAACAGCAACCAUGAAACUGAAUAUGCCUUAAUCUGCAUGCCUGCCAAGAAAGUGACUUUUACCGGUCACCAGGACAAUGAAUAUGAUUAUGUCCUGAUAAGUUAGGAAACCUGCUCCUCUCUUUACUGCACCAAAGGAGCCUGCAUAUUCUAAGCAACUAGGAUGCGUCUUCCAAACCAUUUUCCCAGUGACAUCAACACUUACAAUAAACCCAGGGGCAUCCCUUUAACAUACACAGCCUAUACUUUGGGGUAGUCCUGCCAUUCACUGUUCAAGUGACAUUUUACCAUAACAGAUUUAACACAAUGAAAUUUACACAACAUGAUGCUGGGACUAGUUGGGUAACAAAGCAACACGAAUCAACAAUAUCUGCCCAUUGCAAGAUGGUAUAGUAAUUUAGGAGCUUCAUUAUUAGAAGCUGCUAAGGCUUUCAGUCCUCUUUGCAGAGUUUUAAAUAAUUGCACAAUUUAUUUUAGAAGGGGACUAGUGAACAUUUCCAGUGACCCAACUGUUGGUGAAAAUUUCAGUGACUCUGGUAAAACCUCACCAGAAUGCUUGUUUACUUAAAUUAUAAAACAAAGACCUACAGUGCCCUUGCACUGGCUGAUCUUGCUGUAGGAUGGUGUGGGUACAGAGCUGUGGUGGUUAAUUUGACCAUCCGUACAGUGGUUUUACAACCUGUGACCCAGAUCUCAGAGAAGUCUUAAUGAAGUUGCUUUUGAAUGAAGAAAUAAAAUUACACUGCUGAGGAUUCAUGUGCAAAUAAUGCUAUCGCUAGUCAUACUCACUGCCACCACCUAAAACAAGAUGAAGUCUUACCAUGGAACCUAAUGCUGACUUCAAAUGCACAUGUGCUAUCCCUGUCAUUUCCAAUAGGAGCUCCGCUGGGACACAGCUCUUGCAAUUCACUGCACUCCUGGCUUGCAGCACCAUAUUGCAGAUUUGCAUAUUGCAGCACAGCCUACAGAUGGAGUCAUAACUUCUGCCCGCAGUUUUGAAAAUGUAACUAGUCCUGGCCAGCAGAAGCCCUACCUCCCUACUGUUCCAGUCCUGGGAUUUUUCCAGAGACACACAAAUAUGACAUUUUUGAGAUGGAUAAAGGUCUACAGUCAACUAGAUGAGACAGCUGAACUCAUUUUGUCUUGCAAUUUCAGCGAGACUGAAAACCAAGUAUUAAACAGAUUAGAAGAAUUAAUGCUGUGACACUAAGCCCCCUGUAUCCUUGCCUGGAUAUUUGAAUGCCUUCAAAUUCUGUAUUAGAACACAUCUGGAAAAACACAUAUUGUGUCUUUUUUCUGGUUUUGAACUUCCCAUGUACAUAAUUGCUGACAGUACCUCCAGCAUUUCUGUGCCUAACUCCUCCCUCGUUUGCAGCUCAUUCAUCGUAAUAUCGUCACAUCUCCGUGCUACUUCUUUGAAAGACAGCUAGGACUCAUGAGUCAUGGAAACUCAGCCAGCAUUGCACAGACAUUGCUAAGGCAAGGCAGUCUUAUCUGCAUCUGGAGUUUCUGCACACCAGCAGAGAGGAGAGCUGCAUUUAGAGCACCGUAGAGAACAUGCUACCAUUGGUUGUUGUACAGAGGACAAUAGACAGAGUUAUCAGGACUAAAUUUUCUCGUCCCCUUUCAUUUUGGUUCCAGGAUCUUGGACAUUACAUUCAAAUUAGUAAAGCAUUUUAAAAAAUAUACUAGCCAAAUUAUUGUAUAUUUUCAUGUUGGAUAACAUUAAAACCCAUUCAUCUGCCA